Molecule: messenger RNA, 2457 nt
Organism: Colletotrichum orchidophilum
Lineage: Eukaryota; Fungi; Ascomycota; Sordariomycetes; Glomerellales; Glomerellaceae
Product: DNA repair protein Rad26
Exons: 2
Coding region: 1-2457 (818 amino acids)
Source: RefSeq, a predicted model, not a curated record
AUGGACGAAUUCAAUGACGACGAUUUUGACGAAUUGAAUGACACUACCCUCCAGGAGCUCGAGAACAACGCUAUCCAAUUCACCCAAGCACAGCGGAAGCCCGACUCACAGUCUCAGCCUCAAUUCCACAACCCUUCACAGAUCGAGAACUACGAUGACCUUGAAUUCGAAGAUGACGACCUCGACGAUGCUGAAGUCACCAAUGAGCUUCUGCCUUCCGUUACUCGCCCUCCUGUAGACAAAACUGUUUCCCAGCAACACCAGCAGCAGCACCGCCACCUCCAGCAUUCGCAACAGCCUCAUGCAGUCAGCCGCCCGUCUCUUCCUACCCAGCAAAGACGGAUUCCACCAGCAACACACACGAAUCCUUCCGCGCUCUCCCCCCGACCGCGAUACCCUCCACCGGCGCCAUCCUACGUUGCCCCUGCCGCGUCGCAGCGCUUUCAGUCGGCCCACACUGCAACUCCCUACCGCCCUCCGCCAAGCCAAUUUGUUCGACCUCCUCCCCCUUCGUCUACCCGCUUCAAUCCUCCAAUAGCUCAGCCGCAAGUACAUGUGCCUCCUGGCAAUGAUGUCGUUGCCGCUCUGCAGCAACGACUCAGGACGCUCGAGUCUGAGCUCAACUCUGCUCGUGGCGAGGUAUCCAUCAUACGGACCAAAUCAACAAAGGCAGAGCAGGACCAUGUAGCUGAGGUUUCCCGCCUCAAGAAGCAGAAUGCCGAACAAGCUGCCAAGCAAGAGAGGGCUGUCGAAGCCGCCAUUGCUGCUGAAAGGCAGGCUACCACCGAGUUGCAAUUCCUGCAAAGAGACUUGAAGGACGCUUCAACCCGUCCUCGCCGGAGAGAAGCUGCACCAAUGUCCGCCGCACCAGGGACUACCACACCUAAGAAGACAGCCAAAACCUGGGGUGUCGCAGAUGGAUUCGAUGAUAUGGAUAUCGCCCCAAGUCCGACUAAGAACAGAGGCAAAUCCCGAGACACCGGCCCUGUCGCGAUGCCAUUGUCUGAGAGAACGCCUACCAAAGGCAAACGGAAACGGCCGACUGUUGAUAGUCCCGUCAUGGCUUUGGAGAUAGACGCCCAGGAUGUGAUAAUGGUUGACGACGUGGGUGCCACCGCCAUCGAAGUUCAACACCCCGGCCCGGCGCCCAACAUUCUUCCCUUUGAGUUUCUGCAAGUCAUACUAGAUCAUGGCUCCCUGCAUGGGGAACCACCGACUUUUGACAUCUUGUCACGGUACUCAUACCCGUCUGAUCAAACCACGUCCUUUGCCUCCUUCAUCUUCCAGCAACUACCUCUCAUGGGCAAUCCGCUGAAUCCAGUCCAGCUCCUGGUAGACUUUGCCCGUCUUCUCAUCCAGAUGUGGAGCCAGUGUUUGGAAGAGAGUUUCUUGCGACCAAUUUGGGAUCUGGCUUCGCUUCUUUCUUUUACUCUCCAGCUUCAGACCAUAUCUGUGGUGCCACCCAUCAUCAACGAAUUGGUUCCAACUCUGCAGCAGUCUAUUUUAAUGGUUGGGGAGGCUCGUUUCAAGAGCCAGGAUGGCGAUGUCUCAGUUGAUGCCGGCACAGAAGCCGUGCAGCAGCAUAUCGAUACAUCGUACAUCCUGUCGCUGCUUUCAGCCUCUGCCGCAGCCUGCGCCACGACAUUUUCCGAGACAGACAGCGGCGCAAAAACGAAACAAGCCGAAUUUUGGCAACUGAUCAACCUCGACCUGGUGAUUAUCUUUCUUACACCAAGACAACGGCUGGACGACAUCAUCAGCAUGCUUGAUAUGCUGUGCACUUCGAGUCUCGCAGAUUCCAUUGGCCCCAUCAUCCCAGGCAAAGACGCCGACCUGGCUGCGAAAAUGGUCAUCGACAAAGUUUCUCUCAACCUAGUCGAAUUACCCAUAGCAGUUUCGUCUGCAAGCCAGAAGUACGCAGUGAGAUUCGCAGUCUUGCGGACACUCAUGGCCUUUGCCCGCUCCCGGUACGGAGCGCGACAGGUGGCGGGCCACGUCAGUGUCAUACCCCGGUUAGUUACAGCUCUGGGCGAGCUUGUCGAUAUUCUGUACGACCUUUCCGACCCUGUAGUGGAUAUAUCCAGUGGCGGUUUCUCCCCUUCGCGCAAGGACUUAGCCGUGGGUACAACCCCGGACGGUCGCCGCGACGGUGUCGAUGACUGGAACGGCGGCCGGAGUGACGCCUCCUUGUUGAUAUCCCAGAUUAUUCUUCUUCUCCAUACCUUGGUCACAGAUCCGCACACGGUCAACGUCGCCAACAUCCUCUCGAAACUCUCCAUUUCCCACGGUGGCUCUCAACGGUAUAUCCUAUCCCUGUCGCGACUCAACUUCGCGGAAGAAGAUUUGGUCUAUGAAGGCGCAAUUGACGCGGAUACCGUUGAUCGGGCUCAUGAGUUGUUGGAGAUUGCUGUAACUCCCGACGAGGGCGACAGUAUCGCAGUGUCGUUCGGGGUUUGA